AUGGGGUACCUUAAGCAGCUGGUGCUGGAGGAUUUUAAGUCAUGGCGAGGUCGCCAGCUCAUUGGGCCCUUCAAACGGUUUAACUGUGUGAUUGGCCCCAAUGGUUCAGGAAAAUCAAAUCUGAUGGAUGCGCUCAGUUUUGUAAUGGGCGAAAAGACGUCAAACCUUAGAGUUAAGAGCGUCAAGGAGCUGAUCCACGGAGCAAACAUCGGGAAGCCAGUUUCUUCCACAGCAAGCGUCCAUUUGGUUUACUGUGAGGAUGAUGGAGAAGAGAAGACGUUUUCAAGAAUCAUUGUCGGGAACUCUUCUGAAUACCGAUUUAAUGAGAGAAUAUUAAGACGAUCGGCAUACAUUUUAGAACUAGAGAAAAUUGGAAUAAUUGUUAAAGCCCGGAAUUGUUUAGUAUUUCAGGGUGAAGUUGAAUCUAUUGCAAUGAAGAAGCCGAAAGAGAGAACCUGUCUCUUUGAACAAAUAAGCAACUCGUGGGAGUUAGCCGAGGAAUAUGAGAAGAAGAAGAAACUGAUGCUGCAGGCGGAUGAAGAUGCCCAGUUUAUUUAUAAUAAGAAGAAAAAUGUUGCAGUGGAGAGGAGGCAAGCCAAGCUAGAGAAGGAAGAGGCAGAUCAUUACCAGAUGCUCAGCGAGCAGCUCAAGCAAAGUAAGACACAGCUCCAACUUUUCCAGCUGUUUCACAAUGAACGCAAAAUUGACUCCUUAGAGAAGUCCUUGGAAGAAAAAAAUAUUGAUACUAACAGCCAGAAAGAGCAGCUAUCCAUUUCUGAAUCUGCCCUCAAGAAUGAAAAAAAGGAGCUCGGGAGACUAAGCCGAAAUCUGCAACAAAUUGAAAAUGAAAUCAAAGCCAAAGAAAUAUCGCUGAAUCACUCAAGACCUCAGUAUAUUAAAGCAAAAGAGAAUACAGCCCACCACUUGAAAAAAAUUGAAACAACCCAAAAAUCUUUGAAGAACAAUGAAAAGCGCUUUGUUAAGCUGGAGCAGGACAUUGGGGAGUUGGAGGAGGAGGUGGGGGACAUUCAGAAAGCCUGGCAAGAAUUUGAAAAGAAGGUAGAAGAAGAUCUGAAGACAAGACAUGGGGAUGUUGAGCUGGUAGAAAGCCAGCUGGAUCAGUACAGACUGCUUAAGGAAGAAGCAAGGAAGAAAAGUGCAGUGUUGGGGCAACAACUAGAAAAACUCCAGUGGGAACAACGUGCUGACCAGGAAAAGCUGAUUUUCGACCAGAGGAGGCAGAAAGAAGUGCAGGCAAACAAAAGGCAUAUAGAGGAACAAAUUGAAGAUCACAAAAAGCGAAUGGAGAAGUUGGAGGAUUACAUUAACACAUGCAUUUCAUCUCUUGAUGAAAACCGAAAACAAGAGGAGCAACUCAUAAACGAAAUAGAAUCAGGAAAACUGAGAAUGGCAGAAGUCAAUGAGGAACUGAACGGCAUUGUGGGAGAACUGCAGAACGCACGGAUCGACUUUCACGAAGGGAAGCGUCAGAAGAUGAAAGCGGAAAUUCUAGACAGCAUGAAAAGAAUGUACCCAGAUGCCGUGUUUGGCAGGUUAUUCGAGCUGUGCCACCCAAUUCAUAAGAAGUACCAGAUGGCCAUUACCAAGGUGCUUGGCAGAUAUAUGUACGCCAUUGUUGUGUCUACCGAGAAGGUUGCAAGAGAUUGCAUCAGGUUCCUCAAGGAGGAACGAGCAGAGCCUGAGACCUUUUUGUCCUUGGAUUACUUGAGUGUAAAGCCAAUAAAUGAAAAGCUAAGGGAAAUUAAAGGAUCCAAAAUGAUGAUUGAUGUUAUCCAAACGGCAACCACCUCACUAAAGAAAGUGAUUCAGUUUGUCUGUGGCAACGGGCUGGUGUGUGAAACAGUGAAGGAAGCCAGGCAUAUUGCAUUUGAUGGCCCUGAAAGGAUAAAAACAGUUGCCCUUGAUGGAACAUUGUUUUUAAAGUCAGGCAUCAUUUCUGGAGGAUCGAGCGAUUUACGCUUCAAAGCAAAACGGUGGGAUGAAAAAGAGAUAAACGAAUUGAAAGAGAAAAAAGAUUCACUGAUGAACGAGCUCAGAGAACUUAUGAAAUUAAGGCGAAAGGAGAGUGAUUUAAAGCAGCUUGAAGCCCAGUUACAAGGAACACAGACUCGUUUUAAAUAUUCCCAAAGUGAACUGGAUGUGAUUAAAAAGAAACAACUUGCCAGCUCCUUAAUGGAAAAAUCAAGGCUUGAAAGUGAGUUGGCAAACUGUGAAUCACAGCUCACGAUGCUGAGAGAGGAGCUCGAUACCCGAACAGUGAAAAUCGAAGAUCUUCAGGAACAAAUGAAUAAGGUCGAGGAUGGAGUGUUCAGAGAAUUUUGUGAGGAGAUUGGAGUGUCUAACAUUCGUCAGUAUGAGGAGGAACACGUCAAGCAACAGCAGGAAACUGACAAAAAAAGACUGGAGUUUGAAAAUCAGAAAACCCGCUUAGGAAUCCAGCUUGAAUACAGCCGCGGACAACUUGAAAAGGAAGUGAGGAAUAUGAAGAAGUUACAAGAGGCUGUGUCUGCAGAAGAAGAAAUAAUUGUCAAGCUAAAAGAGGAGGAAGCAAAAGUCUUAGCUGUGGUAGAUGAGACUUUGAGAGAACAGAAACAAUUAAAGAAUGUGCUCAUUCUUAAGAAAGCUGAACUCGCAGAUGCACAGAAGCUGGUGGAUGAAACACGAAAGGAACUCUUAAAUCUAAACAGGGAGAUUGGAAGGAGACAGAAGGAAUCUAUGGCAAUUGAAAGCUUACUGGAGCAGAAAAAACUGGAAAGACACAACUUACUUCUGGACUGCAAAGUACAGAACAUUGGAGUCACCCUCCUCGCAGGCUCGCUGGAUGAUAUCACUGAGAUCGAGCUGGAAACAGAAGGUACACAAGAAACCGCAGAUAUCUACGAAAGAGAAGCAAACAUUCUCAUAGACUACAGCGAGCUUCCUGACGAUCUAAAGAACUUAACAGCUGACAAGGACAUAGCUGCUGAACUCAUGAAACUGCGUCAGGAAACCAUUACACAGGAAAGUACUUUACUCAAAACGUCUGCACCCAACUUAAAAGCUCUCGAAAAACUAAAUAACGUCAGGGAAAAGUUUCAAGAAACUGCAGAUGCUUUUGAGGCCAGCAGAAUGAAAGCAAGGCUUUGUAGGCAUGAAUUUGAGCAGGUGAAACAGAGGCGAUAUGAGCUUUUUAACAAGUGUUUUGAGCAUGUUUCUAUAGCUAUCGACCAAAUCUACAAGCAGCUCUGCAGGAAUUCCAGCGCUCAGGCCUUUCUAAGUCCUGAGAAUCCAGAGGAGCCGUAUCUGGAGGGAAUCGGCUAUAACUGUGUAGCUCCUGGCAAACGCUUUAUGCCCAUGGACAAUUUAUCCGGCGGGGAGAAGUCGGUGGCCGCCUUGGCCCUGGUGUUUGCUAUUCACAGCUUUCGUCCAGCCCCGUUCUUCAUUUUAGAUGAGGUUGAUGCUGCUUUGGAUAACACCAAUAUUGGGAAAGUGACCAGUUAUAUCAGAGAGCAGUCCCGGCAGCACCUGCAAAUGGUGGUGAUUUCUCUGAAGGAAGAGUUUUAUUCCACAGCCGACGCGUUAAUCGGAGUCUCCACGGAGCAAGACGAAUACGUUUACAGCAUUGUUCUGACUCUGGAUCUCACCAUGUACGCGGAAGAGGAUGAAAGCGACGGAAAGGAGUACUUUUCUGUACCUCCGUUCCAAAGUGGUAUCUGACCCAUAUAAAUGUUAUGUAGUUACAUGGUUGGUAUAUGAUUGGUGAUGCAGUUAUAGCACUUAUAUAAGAGCGUCACAUGUUUUGUGGCUUGGCAUUUUUCAACGUUUGAAAUAAGUUUGUGUUAAUAAUUUGAAUCGGAUCUAUGAAGCGAAUAACUAUUAAUUAAUGCAGUUACAUGGAUUUAACAGCUUUGUCGUCAUAAACAAACACGGUGUUAUAUGCGUUCUGAAAUUAAAGAGCAUUAAGGAAAUGGU
Molecule: messenger RNA, 3972 nt
Organism: Spea bombifrons (plains spadefoot toad)
Lineage: Eukaryota; Metazoa; Chordata; Amphibia; Anura; Pelobatidae
Gene: SMC1B
Product: structural maintenance of chromosomes 1B
Exons: 25
Coding region: 1-3717 (1238 amino acids)
Biological process (GO): sister chromatid cohesion
Cellular component (GO): chromosome; cohesin complex; nucleus
Molecular function (GO): ATP hydrolysis activity; protein binding; DNA binding
Source: RefSeq, a predicted model, not a curated record